CCCAGGUACAACAAAGGGUUAACUGUUAAUAAUGUGUUAUUGUAAUGUUACUGUUUAUUCAGAAUGAGUGUAGAAAUAAUCAGCCACUCAGAAUGCAUAGUUCACUAAGUCCCGCCCCUAGCUGAACAUAAUUGACAGGUCACUAUGCACCUGCGUAAUCGGGUCGCGUGUGUGAGACAGAGAGACAUGUAAUGGCGGAGGAGAGAAACAAAACGGAUGAGUAACAUUGAAAAAAAAGUUAUUAUUAGUUAAGCUUAAAACCGCUACAAGCUUACAAAACAACACAGAAGACAGCGGAAGUAUUAGCGAGCGGGAGUUGGAAAGCCCCGUUUUUCUUUUCCUUCUAUCUCGGUCAGGUCUUAUGGACAGCGAAAGAACCACUUCUGAAGAUCUAUCCGAUGGCGAGCCUUCCAGCAUGAUUAUACUUGGAGUAAAGAUCAACUCAUCGAAACACUUCACCUGGUGGUAGGGUGGUGUUAGUCGCCAGGACUGCACACAUAUCCACAGGAAGAUAACUAUAUCCAGGACUGUAACAGGAACAGUUACAUCUAAGGAAACUAGAGGAUUGACUGGACAAAUAUUGACAGUGAUCACAGGACACAGACUCUAUUGACUAUCAAAACAAACUAAAGACUUUACCUUUAAAGGGCCCAUUUUUAUUUUUUAUUUUCAUUGUUGUUAUUUACAUGUUGUGAAUUAUCACUCAAAAUUCAACUACUAAAGUUACAUCUUGAAAAGUACCCUGUUUGUGCUUCAUUUAUGGUUAUAGCAGUCUAUGUUCCUUAGCUCCUCACGAACCUAGAGUUAAGUGUAAUUUCAGGAGUGGGUUACAUGGGUUACAAAAAACAUGGCGAGCCAGCCAGGAGCUUUGUGAAUGGACUGUAACCAUACAUGAAUGUCACAUUUAGUUCUAUGCACAGAAUAAUUUGAAUUGCAAUUUUUGUACUUUAGUGUUUUUCUAGUUCAAAUUUAAAAAAUUUGAGGUUGAGAAUAAGGGUUCUGGGAAUUCUAUCUUAAAAUGGAAAUUGUUGAGACAGAAGGUAUUAAAGUGCCAAAUUCACUCAUAGUUAGUGGGUUGUCUUAUACCCCUGUAGAUGAGGAGAUUUUCGAUCACCUUAAGCAGUAUGGGCUAAUUAGGAGGAUAGUUAAAGUUGAUAGUCCUGAAUCUGAAUUCCACAAACAGGCUAUUAUUGAGUUUGAAUCAGGUGAAUCAAUACAGACUCUUAAAGCCAUUCUACCGUUAGACAGGCCAAGUUCUGCAGAUCCCAAUAUCAUUCACCAUGUGAAAACCCUGGCUAGUGUUUAUAGCAGUAAGGCAGGCACUGAAAUCACUCAUACAUUCCUGUCUGAGCUUAAAGGCAUAGCCAAAUUGAGUGGAAAUUCAUUCGAAGACAUUCUGCGAGCAGAGUUAACUAGAAUAACUGAAACCAUGGGAGAACAGACACCAGCGGAGGAAGCUGAGGGAGAACAUGCACCAACUUCUGUCCAACCACCAAGUGAAAAGUUGGUGACCUCUUCUCCAACUUCCAGAACUCUGCUUAAUCUUCAGUCUGGUGAACUGAACCCAGUUGAAACUCAGUCUCAUACUGAACGGAACAUAGCUGCACAAGCUUCAUCUGAUGUAGGAGAGUCUAUGAAUAACUUUCACUUGUCUCCUGAUCAUCUCAGCACACCUGAAGUGCAGCGAGUGGUAGUGGAACACAUUGUGAAAAGCACUGAAAUUGCAUCCCAGUUUCACUCACCUGUCAAACUGAGGCCUUUCUCAGGAAGAGUCCCUUGUCCCAACUAUGAAGUUGACUAUGACACUUGGCGAACUAAUGUUGAUUUCUACUUGAAUGAUCCCACUGUUUCUCAUUCACAGUUGGUGAGAAAAAUAGUGGACAGCCUCUUACCUCCUGCUGCUAACGUGGUGAAACCUUUAGGUUCCCAGACUACUCCACAUGCUUACCUGGACUUGCUUGACUCAGCGUAUGCAACUGUUGAAGAUGGAGAUGAGUUGUUUGCAAAAUUUCUCAAUACUCAUCAGAACUCAGGAGAAAAGCCAUCCAGCUAUCUUCACAGGCUGCAGUCAUCUUUGAAUGUAGUUGUAAGAAAGAAAGCUGUAUGUGCCAGUGACGCAGACAAACAACUACUCAAACAAUUCUGUAGAGGGUGCUGGAACAAUACACUGAUUGCAACGCUCCAGCUAGAGCAGAGACAGAAUAACCCACCAACCUUCUCAGAGCUUUUGCUGUUGUUACGCACAGAAGAGGACAAGCAAGCAGCUAAAGCUAGUCGGAUGAAGCAACACCUAGGCUUCACAAAGGCAAAAGUUCAGGCUAACACGCAAGCUGUGUGUGGCAAUGAGAUAAAUGAUUAUGAUUUGCAAACCCAAGAUAACACUAUACCUUCAGCCAUGGAGCAGAUUAAGAAACAAAUAGCCAACCUCCAAGCACAGAUUGCAGCUCUCACAGUUUCCCCGGGAGAGAAGCCCGUGAAACCUAAAACACAAAAAACCCAGAAACCUAAACCAAAAGAAAACCAGCAUAUUCCUCAGAAGCUGUCACCAUCCCAGUCCACACCAUCAAGGCCUAGGCCAUGGUAUUGUUUUAAAUGUGGGGAGGAUGGUCAUAUCGUCACCAGCUGUAGCAACCCUCCAAACCCUACACUGGUUGAUGCUAAGAGGAAAGAGCUAAAGGAAAAGCAGCAGGCUUGGGAUAAGAAAAACGCUUCUGGAGACACUCCCACUUUAAACUAGAAGCGGCUCCUGUGGAGGGACGGAUAGGAACCGACAGACAGAAAAGUCCCAACCGAAAGUUAAACACCGAAAACAAAGCAAUACUCAAAGAACAGAGAGUUGAACGAACCAAAAAUAUCCCAAAAGGACUUAUUGGACGAAAGAGUACUGCUAAUGUCAAAGUUGGUGGAGUGGAGUGCAACUGUUUGCUCGAUACAGGUUCGCAAGUUACAACUGUAACUCAAUCAUUCUACAAUGAGCACCUGUCAGAACACAAAGUCAAGCCUGUGAGCGACAUACUUGAAGUUGAAGGAGCAAAUGGACAGCCUGUUCCAUAUGCUGGGUACGUGGAGGUGAGCAUGAAGUUUCCUAAAGAGUUCAUAGCCUCAGAACCUGAAAUACAAACCUUAGCUUUGAUUGUGCCAGAUUUUCGCUCCAAUAGCAGUGUACCAGUACUAAUUGGAACAAACACUCUUGAUCCUCUCUAUGAGCAAUACUGUGAUGACGACACUCCUCAAACUACUGCAUACUGUGGCUAUGCACAAGUGCUCAAAAUCCUGCAGUUACGGCACCAGCAACACUCCAGCGGCAGGCUUGGCUUGGUCAAACUCAGAGGUCGCAUGCCUGAUGUCAUUCCAGCUGGUCAGAAAGUCAUCCUGCAAGGAUUUGUUAGUGCAAAAGUUGCAGGCAGUGAGCAAUGGGCACUACUUGAAGAACCAUCUGUUUCAUCCUUACCUGGUGGAAUCUUCACAGACCGUUGCCUUGUCACCACACCAACUCAGUAUCCUUACAAGAUACCUGUAAUACUGAGAAAUGAAACAGACCACGACAUAACACUGCCAACUAACUGUGUCAUUGCUGAGCUAACAGUAGCUCAA
This is a messenger RNA of Seriola aureovittata, 3594 nucleotides long. Its product is annotated as paraneoplastic antigen Ma3 homolog. The coding region runs from base 1019 to 2737 and encodes 572 amino acids. The transcript has 2 exons. NCBI's taxonomy places the organism in Eukaryota, Metazoa, Chordata, Actinopteri, Carangiformes, Carangidae. The record is from RefSeq and is a predicted model, not a curated record. Gene Ontology annotation, molecular function: nucleic acid binding; zinc ion binding.